GGUGUUGUGCGUUUCGGUUCGUGUUUGUGCGAGGUUUAUAUAUCCAGAUAUUGAAAUAACGUUUCUAACACAAUCCAAGAGAUCCAACAGGAGAUGUUCGUUCGAUGAUUGAAGUGGAGUGACUCCCUGAUUAGAAUGCGUGAUGUCAGCUAUAUACCCUCUCUGAUGUAUCAAGUGUCUUAGCCAUAUAUGGCAAGUGACUCACCAUAUAUGGCAAGGGAACAGAGUGGGAAGUUAGCAAUACUAGCAAGUGAGUCAGGGUUCAGAGGUCGAGCUGAUGAUAUAAUAUUAACCCUCCAAAACCCACCACCCAGAUACCGUAACACUACCCCCCACGGACAAGACACUGUUGACUCCUGUCAACUGAACCAGAGGGCAUAUAACCUCCAUCACCGCAUUUCAUCAGAAUUCAAAUCCAAAGUUUAUUUAUAUUUUGAAACAAGUUCCAAUAAACAUACAUGUUAUAACAUGAAUAAAUAUAAAUAUCAUUAAUAUUGCACAAUCUUAAUUAUGUAUAUUAUGCAUAAGUGUGAACUACAGUAAUCUUGCACCAUUUUAAUCAUGCACAUCCCAAAUUAUUAACUUCACAAGAAAACAGAUUUACUUGAUAUUUUCACUUCAUAAUCAAUCAAU
This is a messenger RNA of Owenia fusiformis, 633 nucleotides long. The record is from the annotation of a GenBank genome assembly. Lineage: Eukaryota; Metazoa; Annelida; Polychaeta; Sabellida; Oweniidae.